UAUCAUCACCUUUACUAUUCGAACAACCUACGAAGAUCCCAACAAGAGACAGGAGGAUGAUCCUUUCAUGGAUUGCACUUCUUCUUUUCCAUCAGGGAUAUGCACUGAUUCCAGUGACCACAGUUCAACUUGGUGAACCUGUGACCUUCACAUGCAUUUACCAUGAUUCUGAGUAUAGUAACUCACGAACCAAGUGGUACAAACAGAGUAUUGGUGAUACGCUUACCUUAAUGUCUACACUGCUGAAAGGCACUGCAAUUCCUACGUUUGAACAAGGGUUUCCUCCCUCACGAUUUAAUGUAAACCAUACCACAACCAUGAGCACUCUGACCAUUUUAAAGACGAUCCAAGAAGAUGAGGCAGUGUAUCACUGUGCUGUCAGUAGCUGGAGUAAGGAUGAGUGGAGGAGCACAUACUUGUCUUUAAAAGGAAAAACUCAGAGUACGUCGAGAUAUACUGUUGUUCAGUGGCCAGCAGUAUCUAAUCUAGUUCAUCCGGGAGACUCUGUCACCCUUCAGUGUUCAGUCCUCUCAGACUCUAAGAAGAAGUCCUGUCCAGGUGAAACUAGCGUGCACUGGUUCGGAGUCAGAUCACAUAAAUCUCACCCAAACAUCAUCUACACUGAUGGAAAUGGACCUGAUGAAUGUGACAAGAAACCUGAUGCACAUUCGCCUCCAAAUAGUUGUGUUUAUCACUUCUCCAAGAAUGUCAGCUCCUCUGAUGCCGGGACUUAUUACUGUGCUGUGGCCACAUGUGGAGAGAUAUUGUUUGGAAAUGGAACAAAACUGAACAUUGAAGGAGCCAGCUCAGGGUCUAUUGAUGUUUUACUGGAGGACAGAGUAAUUCUGCUCCUCCUGUUUGCUGUCCUGGCUAUAAGUGUGAUUGUUAUAGCCGUCCUCGUUUACGUCAUCAAGAACAACAAAUGUGGUUAUUGCAAUAAUGAAGCUGCUGUUUCCCUGCAGCAGUAUCUUGCAAAAAGGAAUUUAAAGAGAGGUGAAGACACAUGGGCUUAUUCUGCUGUCGUCUUCUCUGUGAUAAAAACUGACAGUGGUGGAACACAGGAUGCAAAGGCAGCAGAGAGAGAGAGGAUCUACGCAGCUGUCAAGGCCUUUGGGUUGGAUUAGCAGGUUAACUGGACUGUUUGAGAUCAGUUCGUACCACAUGGCAAUGUAAGACCCAGGCAAGUGAGCUCAGCAAGACGAUCUGUCAGUAUUUCAAAAGUAAUUCAAAGUAUUCAUAAUAUGUAACUUAGUUUGAGUAAUCUAAUACCAUACAAAUUACAUAUUUGGGCAUGUAUUUAAUAACCUGUAGUGGAAUAGAUUUCACAUGUAACCCUCCAAACAUUGCCAGCGCAGAGCAACAGCGAUUAGCGAGCCAGUGGGAUAAACACAAAGGAACUUAAAUGCAUUAACAUUAACAUGUACGCAUAGUUGGACUUUCUACAACAACAAAGAACAAAGAAGCUUGGAUUACAACACACACACACCGAGAGAACGUGACUUCAGUCUCUGCUCAGGACUCAUUACUCAAGUAUAUUUUUACUCAGCAGCUGUAUUAAUGCUCUGUAUGACCUGUACAGCAUCUGUAAAGCUAGAGGCGGUUAUUAUAUGUGGCUAUUACAUGUAGGGGAUUUUUUUUGUUGUUGUUUUUUUUGUUUUGUUUUGAUAUACAUAUAAUGUACAUUUUAAUAGUCCAGUAUGUAGGAUUUAGCGAGAUAGAUAGAAUUUAGUAUUAAUAACUAUGUUUGAUUCAGUUUUUAAUCUCCUGAUAUUAAACAUCAUUACGUUUUUGUUACCUUAGAAUGAGUCAUUUAUACCUCCAUACGGGCGGGUUCUCCUCUGCAGAGUGUGUCAUGUUAUUUCUACUGUGCCUCAGGAUGGACAAACCAAAACACCGGACCUAGAUCGGACCAUUCGCAUUAUUGCAUUUUCACGUCAGCCACCGUAGUUAUCCUGCAUGCUUGGCACAUGGGAGAGGUUUCAGGUGGUUGCAACCUCACUCCAAGAUGCCAUUAAAAUCCUACACAUUAGACUUUUAAUUUAAUGUUUUGUGGUCAUGUGUAAGACUAGAUGAUUAAAUCAAAGCAGUGCUUUUUGUUUCAUUCAUGUAUGUUGGACUUCAGUGAAUUUUGUGAAACCGUGAUGAGCACAGUGAGAGUGAACGUCUUCCCUUCAUCUAUUUUUAUUGCUUUCACACUGCUGUAGCACUUUGUGUCUUUAUCCAACCAGAUUAUAUUAAGUCUUUCUGAAGUCUUACUUUUAACAUGAACAUUUUUAAAAUCAAAGCUCUGCUUAGUGAUUCUAAAUAUAAUGUAGGUGAAACUUGAUGUGUAAUGUGGUUAUGUGUAUUAUAUUUAAGCCUCAGCAGGAAACUGCUGCUGUUUUCAUUGUUUCCAAUAAAAGGCAGUUUCAGUGCUGUUUAAUGAAAUGUAUAUGACAGGAAAUGCUGCUCCAGUCAUAGUGAAAGAACAAAAAAGUAACUUAUAGGCCUGUGACCACGCAGAGAGAGCCAGGCAGCUCUUUUCAUCAAUACACAGAGACCACGAAGCAGGGAAUCUCU
Molecule: messenger RNA, 2559 nt
Organism: Epinephelus moara (kelp grouper)
Lineage: Eukaryota; Metazoa; Chordata; Actinopteri; Perciformes; Serranidae
Product: signal-regulatory protein beta-2-like
Exons: 6
Coding region: 57-1124 (355 amino acids)
Biological process (GO): response to bacterium
Source: RefSeq, a predicted model, not a curated record